Oryzias melastigma (Indian medaka) is the source of this 7241-nucleotide messenger RNA. RefSeq names its product kielin cysteine rich BMP regulator. The transcript is spliced from 45 exons. Gene Ontology annotation, molecular function: protein binding. The record is from RefSeq and is a predicted model, not a curated record. Lineage: Eukaryota; Metazoa; Chordata; Actinopteri; Beloniformes; Adrianichthyidae. The coding region runs from base 361 to 6858 and encodes 2165 amino acids.
GCAGAGAAGGUCCUGUUUUUCUGGAGGGGAGGGGGGUUCAGUGACAGAAGCUCUGAUCCUGAACUUUUUUUUUGUUUGUUUUGCAUAUCUCUCCCUUCUCGUCUCCUCUUGCAAACGGGCGGAUGUGCAAACAAGGGCCGUGGAUGUGGAGCUCAUUCCCGAGUGGAGAGGCUCAGGCCCCCGGGGGUGACUGCAGACUGGAGUGACGCCCUGCCUGCAUCCAGAUGUUUUAUGUUUCCCAUGUGAGCGCUCCGGAGAGGAGAAGGGAAGUCUGGAAGAAGUCCAUGGCAUCAGAUCCCCUGAAGAAGACUGUGAACUCCACUCCUUUCUGCAGAGUUUGGCCGCAUUUGUCAUUGUAGAAUGGAGGGCGGGAAAGUGAGGAUAGUCGUGCUGCUGGAGGUGUCUUUUCUCUGGAUUUCUGCGAUGGGUCUGCGCGGACUCUCUGCGUCUAACAACGUGACUGACCUCCUGGCCGCCCUAAAUAUGUCCCAGCACAGAAGUGGUGUGUCCAGACUGCAGAGUCCCAACAGUGUGAUGUACAAAAUCCGCUCCAGAGCCCCUUAUCUGACGCUCCCGCAAGAAUACUCCCACUUCCUGCAUUCCGCUUUUCAGGGUAACAUGGGGGUACAUUUUGUGGGGCGACAAGCAUCCGGAUCCAACGCCACAAUUUUGUCCCUCUCCUCCGCAUCCUCGCCCAUCCUCCAAAUCCUCUCCUCCACCGUCAGUAACACCCUGCGUAUAAACUACCAGGCUAACGGAACACCUCCGGUCAGCGUUCUCUAUCCCGCCACGAAUCCGCUCUCCCGGGGCGAAUGGGUGCACCUCGCUGUGAGCCUGGAGCCCGAUAAGGUGGUGUUUUUCGUAGACUGUCAGGAGGCGGCUGUUUUAUCCUUCAGAAAUGAAAGCCGGAUUAAGUUGGAAAUCCCUCAAGAUGUUAUCAUCGCUCUUGGCAGCACUCCAGGGAAAAAGGACAAUAAAUUCAAUGGUUAUGUGAAGACGGCUGAGUUAUCGCUGCAAGCUUUUGAAAGACGUCCAUGGAGCUGUGACAACAUUACAGAUGACCUCCCUGCCUCUCAGAACACAGACAUCCAUGGUCCUACUGUUCAGACUAACACCAGUCAAAAGCUUCAUCCCGAUUCUCCGUCCAGUAAACGUCAAACGAACCACCAGCUGCAGCAGCAAACCCACUAUUAUCCCAAGGACGUGCAGAGCGAUCAGCGGCAGAGAGGUGCCGUUCUGGGGCCUCCAGGAUCUCCUCAAGGGGCGAAAUCUGCAUCUGAGGAGCUGAUAAAUGACUGGCUGAGCAUGCUGGAGAAGAAGAUGGAAGAGAUGUAUCAAAGCUUGGACACGCUGAAAGCUCAGAAUUUAAAAUUGCAGACGCGCGUAAAAUAUCUGGAGGGAUGCGAGUGUGUGAGACGGGGGUGUGUGUGGGAAGGCCAGGAAGUGCAGGAGGGCCAGCGCUGGCACACUGACCUCGACACCAUAUGUUUGUGCUCAUCUGGAAAGGUCACGUGUGAGACUCGCACCAGGACAGGAGGAUGCGAGCCAGACUGCAGAGUUCAUAACGUGUCCUGCAACACUCUAGAUGGCUGUCAGACCUGUUCAUGUGAGAGUGGAAACAGAGUCUGCAGUCCUCCGCCCUGCCCUCCUCGUGACUGUACACCCAAAGAAACUGGACCUGGAGACUGCUGCCAGCAAUGCAGAGGUGACUGUAUACCCAAAGAAACUGGACCUGGAGACUGCUGCCAGCAAUGCAGAGGUGACUGUAUACCCAAAGAAACUGGACCUGGAGACUGCUGCCAGCAAUGCAGAGGUUGCACCCAUGCUGGUGUCAGGUAUGAUAACGGAGCCACGUGGAGGUCAGCAGAAAGUCAGUGUGAUGUCUGCUCCUGUUUGGAAGGCAGAGUUCACUGCGAAAGAGAGAAAUGCCACACUGCAUGUGAAUACCCUGUUACUCCUCCACCCGACAGCUGCUGUCCAGUUUGUCAUGGUGGGAGUUUUAUUUUUUUUGUGUGUGUUUUUACUGCACAUCUUAAUGGAUUGAGGAGACACAUGGUGUGUUUUUGUUUUGUAGACUGUGGUGUAAAUGGGUACAACUUCCCUAAUGGGGCGGUUGUUCCAACUGGAAAUCGCUGUCAGGACUGUAUAUGUCAUAAUGGAAAUGUGGUGUGCUCUGACAUUUCAUGUCCUGAAGUGUUUUGUCGCAACCCUGUUCAUCGUGCUGGAGAAUGUUGCCCCCGGUGUGAGCAGUGUGAAUAUGAGUCGGAGGUUUUUGCGGACGGACAGACGUUCUCAUCCAGGACGGAUCGUUGUCUUCACUGCCAGUGCUCUGCUGGUGAAGUGUUGUGUGAGCGGGCCUCAUGCCCGGCACCAGGGUGUGAAAACCCAGCUAAACAGAGUGGAGAGUGCUGUCCCACAUGCAAAGAUUGUGAGUAUGAACGGAGAGUGUACGCUGAUGGGCAAGUUUUUGCUCCAGUUGGGAGUGGACCCUGUCUGCAGUGCAGGUGUAAGGCUGGGAAUGUAAUUUGCCAUGAGGAGAAAUGCCAAGAAGUUCAGUGCGCCAAUCCUAUCAAAGACCCACGCCGCUGCUGUCCGUUCUGCAAAGCUUGUGUACUGGACGGGGUGGAAUAUGAAGAGGGCUCCAGCUGGAACCCUGACAGUCCAUGCUCUACCUGCACCUGUGUGAAUGGAGAGGUCUUGUGUGCUCACACGCAGUGCCCUCCUAUUCAUUGUCGGCAUCCGACCAAACUUACCGGCUCCUGCUGUGAAGUGUGUGAAAGCUGCACUUACAACCAUCGAAUCUACAACAAUGGUCAGAGGUUUACCACCCCUGAGCUGCCGUGUCACAUCUGCAUGUGUCUGUAUGGCACCGUUGAGUGCGAAAGACAAGCCUGUCCGUCCACCAACUGCUCCAACCCCUACACACCACCUGGAGAGUGCUGCCCUCAGUGUCCACACUGCUCUUUUGAAAACCGCGUCUUUGUGGAUGGAGAGGCUUUCCCAAAUCCUGUGAGUGUGUGUGAGGAGUGUAGAUGUGACAGUGGAAGGGUUGACUGCCACCAAGCGCAGUGCCCUCAUCCUCGCUGCAACGCUCCCCUGCCUGGGACGUGCUGUCAAAACAACUGUAAUGGGUGCAGCUAUGCUGGGAAAGAGUAUCCGAACGGAAAUGAGUUUCCUCAUCCCACUGACGCGUGCAGGACGUGCAGCUGCAUAAAUGGAAACGUCCAAUGUCUAAAGAGGAGGUGUCAACCGCUGCCAUGCUCCAACCAGAAUCUGAUACCUGGAGACUGCUGCCCCCAGUGUCCAGAACCCCCAGCGGACUGUGAGUUUGAACAAAGAUUCUUCAGACACAUGGAGCGAUUCUCUCACCCAAAUGACAACUGCAGGUCCUGUGGGUGCAACAACGGGACAGUUCAGUGUCAGCGUAAGCCCUGCCCCUCUGCCCCAUGCACCCACCCUAUCACACAAGAGUGCUGCCGGACCUGUGAAGGCUGUUUCCAUGAUGGGCGAGAGAGAACAAACGGGGAGACGUGGGAGGACUUCGCAGACCCGUGUUCUUUGUGUGUUUGUCGGGAGGGCUCUGUCCAGUGUGAGAGGAAACGCUGUCCACCCCUCAACUGUCAAAACCCCGUUCAGGGAGAAUGCUGCAUGUCCUGUGAGGGCUGCACUUUUCAGGGCAGAGAAUAUCUCGAUGGCACAGAGUUCAAUAAUGACAAUGACCCCUGUGGUGUGUGUUACUGCUAUGGAGGAAACGUCGUCUGCAGUAGAUUGCGCUGCAACUCUGACUGCACCCACCCAUACAAACCACCGGGGCAAUGCUGCGGAGAAUGCCAACGCUGCUUUUAUAACGGCGCCGUACUUGUCAGUGGACAGUCCAUUCCAGAUCCAGGAAACCCCUGUGCUGAAUGCAUUUGUCAGAGCGGCUCAGUGAGGUGCACGAAGAGGCCGUGUCUAAAUCCGCAAUGCUCACAUCCGGUGGUCGACGGGUGUGGAUGCCAAGUCUGUGACGGUUGUAAUUUUCAAGACACAAAUUACGCUGAUGGACAGGUCAUUUCAGGAGGGGAGGGGGGCUGCCAGGACUGCACAUGCUCCAGGGGGGAGGUUUCAUGUGUGCAGAGAAGAUGCCCGACUGUGUCAUGUCCACAUCCCUCUCUGGACGGCUGCCAGUGUGGAGAGUGUAGCGGGUGUAACUUUGACGGCCGCGACUGCUUCAACGGAGAGCGCUUCCAGCACCCAGACAACCGCUGUGAACUCUGCUCCUGCCUGAAUGGCGAUGUGGUGUGUGAUCGUGCGCCCUGUCCAAGCGUUGCCUGCAGGCAUCCAGUCACUCCUCCUGGAGAGUGCUGCCCUGUCUGCACAGGCAGGUGUCUGCAUCAGGGUGAAGAGCAUCCAUCAGGCUCCACCUUCACCUCACCCUCUGAUCCCUGUUCCACGUGUUCCUGCGUGAACGAGGUGGUGACCUGUCAGAGGAGACCUUGUCCGGUCCAGUGCUUCCACCCCGUCCCCUCAGACAGCUGCUGCCCCGACUGUGACUCCUGCCUCUACGAGGGGGUCAUUCACGCUCACGCUCACACGUUCACACCCUCGUACGACCUCUGCAGACGCUGCACUUGUGUCAGAGGCACAAUUUCCUGCGUGCCUCUCGCUUGUCCUCCAACGGCCUGCGCUAACCCCGUCGUAAGACAGGGACAGUGCUGUCCUGAAUGCUCAGAGUGUGUGCACAACGGGCAGAGGUUUAGUGAUGGUCAGUCAUGGACGGCAAGUUUGGACCGCUGCACCGUUUGCACCUGCCAGGCAGGUGAGGUGCGAUGCGCAUCUCCCGGGUGUCCCGAGUUGCCCUGUGUGCAUCAAGUCACCGAUCCGGGGUCCUGCUGUCCUCGCUGUCGAGGAUGUGUGUAUGGAGGUGAGGAGCACUCGGAGGGCAGCAGCUGGUUUGCAGACUCCACCCCCUGCAUGUCGUGUCAGUGCGUGGACGGCGUGACCACCUGCUCUGAAGUCCACUGUCUGUCCCCGUGCGUCAACUUCCUCAGCGUGCCCGGGGAGUGCUGCCCAGUGUGUGCUGAUUGCGUAUUUGAGGGCAGAGUGUACGGCCCGGGGGACAGUUUCCAUCCCGCCGGAGACCCCUGUCAGAUCUGCACGUGUGAGGUAAUGCCAGAUGGAAAGCAGCACCUAAAGUGUUACCGAAAGCAAUGUUCCAGUUUGGUCGACUGUCCCAAAAACUACAUCCUGUUCUCUGGACCAGACUCGUGCUGUCCCGUCUGUACACAGCCUCUUACUAACUGCACCAGCACAAUCAUUGGAAAUGAGGUGUUGGCAACAGACGACCCCUGUUUUACCUGUCAAUGCAAGGACCUGACAUGGACUUGCCUGCAGCAGAGCUGCCCUCCGCUGAGCUGCCCUCCUAAUGAGCAGUUCACACCUGAAGAUUCAUGUUGCCCCGUGUGUAAAGAAUGUGUCAUCGAGGGUCAGAACAGACGGGUAAAGAGCGGCGCCAGCUGGACAGACAGCUCUGAUGACUGUGUUACAUGCACUUGUAAUUUGGGCCAGAUUGAGUGCAGCAUUGAAGAGUGUUCACCUUUAGUUUGUCCAAACAACCAACAACAAGUGAAGAUUGCAGGCAGAUGCUGCUAUGAGUGUCAAGACUCCAUGGUGUCCUGUUCAUACCAGGGAGCCACAUAUCGCUCUUACCAACAGUGGGAGGUGGACGAAUGCACCAGCUGCACGUGUGUGUCUGGAGAUGUGCACUGUCGCACUGAACGCUGCCCUCCUCUCACAUGUGCUUCGGAUGAGAUGCCUGCAGUCGCUCCGGGUCUGUGUUGUCCUCAUUGCAUUCCUCGUCCGGCGACCUGCAUCACCUUUGGGGAUCCUCAUUACCGCACCUUCGACGGUCGCAUGUUCCACUUUCAAGGAACGUGCACUUACAUCCUGACGCAGGACUGUGAGUCUAGAGACUUCAGCAUUCAUGUCACUAAUGACGAUCGUGGACGAAAAGGUGUGUCCUGGACCAAAGAGGUGACGGUGUUUUUAGGAGACACUGCCGUCCAGCUCCUCCAGGACUGGGUUGUAAAGGUAAACGGUGAUGUUGUGACUUUGCCGUUCCUCAUGGAGCCUUACAUUUAUAUAGAGCGACAAACCCAAACUGUGUUACUCAACACCAACAUCGGACUGAAGGUGCUGUGGAGCCCCCGUUCACACCUGGAAGUGAGCGUGCCAGGCUCCUAUAAGGGCCACACAUGUGGUCUUUGUGGAAACUUCAACAACUAUCAUCACGAUGAUCUACAAAUGCCAGGAGGUCGACUCGCCUUAUUGGAGGCUGAGUUUGGAAAUAGCUGGAGGGUCUUGAACGGAGGCCAGACUGACGACUCCUGUCGUCCUGGAGUGGAUGUUAAUCCCUGUAACGGUGCUGGAUUCCAGACCAAGAAAGGUGCCAUCACCCGCUGCCAGGUAUUGAAGUCUGCCGUUUUCAAGCCCUGCCAUCACGUGGUUCCUCCUGAACCGUGGUUCGGGGCCUGCCGGUAUGACCUCUGUGCUUGUGGGGCCAACUCUGACGAGUGUCUGUGUGACACACUGGAGGCCUACGCCAGCCAGUGCAGAGCGGCUGGAGUCAUCCUGCAGUGGAGAAGCGCAUCGCUGUGUGCUGUUGGCUGUCCUCUGGAGAGGGGCUUUGUGUUUGAUGAAUGUGGACCUCCCUGUCCAGUUACCUGCUUCAACUAUGACGUACCACUCGGGGUCAUAGAGAGCCCCUGUUUCAAGCCCUGCGUCCCAGGCUGCCAGUGUCCCGCCGGUUUGAUUCUGCACAACAACUCCUGCAUCCAGCCAGAAAAGUGUCCCAAGAUUAUCCACGGCAGCCAUUUGUAAUUCCUCAGUUACAUCUGGCUUUUAUCUGUAUGCACAUUUACAUGGAUUUUGGUUACUGUACAUUCAGUUACUGUACAUUUAAAAAAACUUUACAUGGACCUUCAGGUUGUGGAUGAGAGCUGAAUAGAUGUAUGUAGCACUGAAAUAUUUAUACAAUACACAUUUUAGUUCCAUAAGUUUACUUUUAUUGUCAUUCCUACAUUUUUAACGCUUUUUAUUUUUUAUUGUCACAAUAUUUUUUUGAAGAUCAAAGCAGCUUCUGUUUAACAUGCAGGUUCAUAUAAGCAAAGUGCAAUAUGUCUGUGUGUGCAGCCAAAGACACUAUCUCAGGAAGUUCCAUUUUUUUCAUUUUUGCAAAUAAAUCCAAUCAUUUAUUGAGAUUA